This is a messenger RNA of Cricetulus griseus (Chinese hamster), 4825 nucleotides long. The record is from RefSeq and is a predicted model, not a curated record. NCBI's taxonomy places the organism in Eukaryota, Metazoa, Chordata, Mammalia, Rodentia, Cricetidae.
AUUCAAUGGCUAGUCCAGGGAAGGAUAAUUACAGAAUGAAAAGUUAUAAGAACAAAGCCUUAAAUCCUCAAGAGAUGCGAAGGCGGAGAGAAGAAGAAGGAAUACAACUUCGAAAACAAAAAAGGGAAGAACAGUUGUUCAAACGCAGAAAUGUCUCUUUGCCCAGAAAUGAUGACUGUAUGCUGGAGAGUCCCAUCCAGGACCCAGAUAUCAGUUCCACUGUACCCAUUCCAGAGGAAGAUGUGAUCACUGCAGAUAUGAUUCAGAUGGUGUUCUCUAGCAAUGCUGAACAGCAGCUAGCAGCAACACAGAAAUUCAGAAAGCUGCUGUCUAAAGAGCCCAAUCCACCAAUAGAUCAAGUUAUACAGAAACCAGGAGUUGUACAGAGAUUCGUGAAAUUUCUUGAAAGAAAUGAAAAUUGUACUUUACAAUUUGAAGCUGCCUGGGCAUUGACUAAUAUAGCAUCUGGAACUUUUCUGCAUACCAAGGUGGUGAUUGAAACUGGAGCUGUUCCAAUUUUCAUCAAACUCCUCACUUCAGAGCAUGAAGAUGUGCAGGAACAGGCUGUGUGGGCACUUGGUAACAUUGCUGGUGACAAUGCAGAAUGCAGGGAUUUUGUUUUGAAUUGUGAGAUACUUCCACCUCUUUUAGAGUUAUUAACGAAUUCAAACAGACUUACCACCACCAGAAAUGCUGUAUGGGCCCUCUCAAAUUUAUGUAGAGGCAAAAACCCUCCUCCAAAUUUUAGUAAGGUUUCACCUUGCUUAAAUGUCUUAUCACGAUUGUUGUUUAGCAGUGAUCCAGAUGUGUUAGCAGAUGUGUGCUGGGCCCUUUCUUAUCUCUCUGAUGGACCUAAUGAUAAAAUUCAAGUAGUCAUUGAUUCUGGAGUCUGUCGAAGAUUGGUGGAACUAUUGAUGCACAAUGACUAUAAAGUUGUAUCACCUGCAUUAAGAGCAGUUGGUAAUAUUGUGACUGGUGACGAUAUUCAAACACAGGUCAUUUUGAAUUGUUCUGCAUUGCCCUGCCUCUUGCACUUGUUGGGUAGUCCAAAGGAGUCAAUUAGAAAGGAAGCCUGCUGGACCAUUUCUAACAUCACUGCGGGAAACAGAGCUCAGAUCCAGGCUGUCAUAGAUGCAAGUAUUUUCCCUGUUUUGAUCGAGGUUCUCCAGAAAGCAGAAUUUCGUACCAGAAAAGAAGCAGCGUGGGCUAUAACUAAUGCCACAUCGGGAGGCACUCCAGAGCAAAUAAGGUAUUUGGUAACCUUAGGCUGCAUUAAACCACUUUGUGACCUUUUGACUGUCAUGGACUCCAAAAUAGUUCAGGUGGCUUUGAAUGGACUCGAAAAUAUUUUACGUCUUGGAGAACAAGAAUCUAAACAGAAUGGAGUGGGUGUCAAUCCAUACUGUGCUCUCAUUGAAGAAGCAUAUGGCUUGGAUAAAAUCGAGUUUCUGCAAAGCCAUGAAAAUCAGGAAGUUUACCAAAAGGCUUUUGAUCUAAUUGAACACUAUUUUGGUGUAGAAGAUGAUGAUCCCAGCAUUGCACCUCAGGUGGAUGAAAACCAGCAACAGUUUGUAUUUCAGCAGCAGGAGGCACCAAUGGAAGGGUUUCAGCUCUAACAGGUGGUGGAGAAAAUGAUGGACUAAACUGGCUAGCUUCAAUAUCUCUUCCACAUUACCAGUAUUGGUAGAAAUGUUUUUAUAUAAUACAGAAAAGAAAAAAAUCUGAUGCACUUUUAAGAAGCAAAAAUGAAAGAAAAGUUUCCAUUCAGAUGCACCCUUACCUUAUAGAUUUCUGUUUGUUGUUUUGGUUGUUCAUUUUGAUGUAGUUAUAUUUGUCUUCUGUUGUUUGGAUUUUUAUAUAUAUUUGUGAAUAUACAUUAUGCAAUUAUUUCACUCAAGCUUGAAAAGGAGGGCUUUGUGUUAUAUAAUGGUUCUGAACUUUUCAAGUAUUCUUGAAAACUGCAUAAUAGCAGUGUUGUGAAUAUUGAUAAUUGCAUUUUGGCAGGAAGUCUGGUGAUACCCAGCCUUUAUUAAAUCUACCUCUGUCUUGAAGCAAACAUAAAAACAAAAAAGCUUCAGAAGCAUGAAGUCAUAUGAGAGCUGAAUUAGAAUAUGAUAAUCUUUAUUACUUUAGAUUAUAAAUCACUGUGCUGUAGGUUAUACUUCAAACAAUUGCAGCAGAAAACUUACAAAAUGUAUUUAUAAAACAGAAGAAAUAUUGUACUGAUGGUUAAAAUGUGGCAGUUAUGAAGAGAAAAGCUAUUCAUGUUGAUCACAUUAUAUACCCAUAAAACACUUAAAUAUUUGUGUUGUUCACAUAAAAUACCAUUAUUGUAGUAUAUUUUAUAUUUUAUCCAGAUAUGCUAUCCGUUUUGGAAUAGUCUUAAUUUUCACUCUUCAUUUUAAAGAGGAUUGUGACAGAGAGGUGAUCAUGAAUCUAAAGUAGCUACAUAUCUGAAACUAUAUUUAUUCUGAGUUUUCAGAAGGUCUUCAAAUGUUUUAUUCUCUGUAUAGUUGUGAACUUGAGUAUUGAAUGACAAAAGUAUUCUGAAGAAAUCACCUUUUAUGUACUAACCUGUGUUAAAUGCACUUAAUGUUUUGACUAAAUGAGCGAUGCUAAUGAAAACUGCUAAAGAUUAUUUAAUAUGUAGAAGUCCAUAUUAAGAAUAUUCCCUUUUGGUAACACACAGCAGGUCAUAUUGCUGCUUAUUAUGAACUAUGUGGUAGCUGACUUUUGUAUCAGAUUGGUCAGUCUAAUUUGCAUUUUAGGAGUUAGCAACAAAAAGUCUCCUGAAAUAUGAAAGUCUAAAAGGUUUUGAUAGGAAAUUUGUAUUUAUUUAUAUAUGUGUGUGUGUUAUCCCCAUAGAACUGCUUGACAGAAUUUUCUAAGCAGAUGUGGUAUUGUCGAACUGUCUUUUGAUUUAUAGUUAUAUGCAGGUUUUGGAUAUACCCAGUUAUAUACGUAAGAAUACUUAUGUAAAACCUAAUUUACAACUCUUAAGAUGGGAACUAAAACAAUUUUGAUAUGAUUCAUAGUCUAUUCUGUAAAGGAAGAUUUCAUUUAUGACAGCGUUUGUAAUGUUUCUGCUGGAAAUCAGGCAUGUGACAUAAGGAAUGUGUAUAAAGGAGUACUUUUAAAUAGUAGGACACUUUGUAAACUGUAUAUCAUGAAUCUAAGCUUUUGGCAAGACACUUAAACACUACAACCAUGAAAUCUCAGUUUAAAUGGUUUCUAGAGUGCUGACUGCAUCUUCCAGUCCUUUUAUACCAUUAAGUAGAGGAUUGUGUCUGUGCCCUUUUUAUUAUAAUGGGAGUUGCAGAGUUAAGUAUAAAAUGUUAUAUUAUGUACAUUCAAAGAAACAGGGUAGUGAUAUAAAGAUUACCAAGUUGAUGGGUGAAUUUAUCAAAUAAACACUGUUUUAUGGUGCCAAUGUUUCUAAGAUGACAGGGUAUUUGAUUCUUUGUAAUCAGUUAGUUGAACUUUUAGAUGCAGCAUACUUCAAACCUAGCCAGCUGUGCCUGCUUUGAGGAGCCAGUAGUCACUAUAACAAAUCCUCAGCCAAAUCUUCCAAAAAGUAGUUCUUGUAGAAGAAAGUGUGUGUGUGUGUGUGUGUAUGCAUACACAUACAUGGGAAUAAACAUACAUACAUACAUACAUACAUACAUACAUACAUACACACUGUUUGCAGACACACAGAAUAAAUGACCUAUCAAAGGGGGUUUUAGAAUAUGUCAGUGGAGCAGAUAUAUUUCUAACACAGAACUUGAUCGUACUUUGAAUAUUUAAAUACACAUUUAAUUUCUUGGAUCUCUAUCUUGUGUAAUUUGAUUAGAUUUGACUGUGAAGAGCACUUGGUCUCACUUCAAGGUCUGGUUCUUUUUUGUUGAACCAAGAGUAAGAGAUAGCUUUCUAAGUAUGCCAUUUUAAAAUUCCCUCUAACUUGUUUUCAUCAUCAUAAUAUUGUCCCUUGUGAUGCAACUUAAUAAGUUGCUUUUCUAAGAUUUAUGGCACUUAUGCAGAAUAGUUACUGUGCCAAAUAAAAUAAAAUAUGUCAUUAAUGCAGAUACCAAGAAAAAUACUUGAAAGAGUCCAUUUAAUUAAAUUGGUCCAUUUAAUUAAAUUUAUUUGAGCUUGAAUUUCUACUGGUUGAACUAUGCAAUCAUGCUUACUUGUUUUAUAAAUACUUGAUGCACUGGCCUAGGUCCUUACUGUUUGUUUAUUUAGUUGUUUUUUCUGUAUGCUUUAAUUUGAAAGGUUACUCCAACCUCAUUUUUAAUGUUCUUAAUUUUUAGUGUCAUUUGUCACUUAGUGGUAGCACCGAAACAGGGUAUUUUUUGUUUUACUUUGUUUUGCUUUUUGUUUUAAAGUAAAUCUGCUGGCACAGAAAUAGCUUCUCAUUUGGUUCCCGAAACCUGUUUGCAGUUAAAGAUGGACCCACUGGGAAAGAACUGAAGAAGAAUUUAUUACCUCUGCUUUUGUAGUUUUUCUUCUUAUAAAGGAGUAUUAUGAAAAAGUUAACACGAAAAUGUCUGUGAAUUUCUGUUUGUGUUCUAAAUUUAGCAAUCUACUGUUUGCUUAAUUGUGAUACUGUGAAAUAAAAUGAACUCCUAUUCAUUUUAGUACAUAGCACUACUAUUUUCUGAAAUGUGACAUGCUGUUAGGAGCCAAUAUAGUAGGGCUCUAGAAGGCCAUUGUCUCGUGAUUGGAAAGUGAGAUGAGAUGAGGGGAUUCUCACCCAACUACAUAAAGAAACAUUUGAGUAUUAUGCAAUAUUAUGAAAUGUUAUACUCUACUAAACACAAUAAAAUACUGUUUUGCAGUUGCA